GCAGCCGUGCGCACUACAAAUACAGCACAUGGUCGCGUUUGGUAGCUGCUUUUAGCGACGGAGUCCACACUGGAAAGCCCCUCAAAAAAAAAAAACUCUCUCAAACUUCGUUGUUGUGAAUUCUCCAUUUAUUUGUUUUGCGAGUUACUGUCACAAAGCGUUUCUCCUCCGUCGGCCGUAAAGCGAGUCCAACAGCCGCCCGUCGUCGUGCACGCCUCGCGAGCGUUACACACUCAAGCGAGCUCCAGGACUUUAAAAAGACACUCUGCACAGCAGCCUCCCUCCCCUCCUCUCCCCGCAGAAGCGAGCAUGUCGACCGGCACAAACGAAGUGAAAAGCUGCCCCAUACCCACCAGGGUGUUCACCCUGAAGGACUGGUCCCAGCUACCCGACUGCUACAGCCAGACACCCGGGGGGACCCUCUUCUCCACCACGCCUGGAGGUACCCGCAUCAUUUACGACAGGAAGUUUCUUUUGGAUUGUCGAAACUCCCCCCUGUCCCGGACCCCCCCAUGCUGCCUGCCCCAGAUCCCCGGGGUGACGGUACCUGCCACACACCCGAUGGGCAAACUGCAGGAUCUCAAGGAGGAGGCAGAGGAGGAAGAGAAGGACCUUGCAGAUGACAACCAGUUUGAGAUGGACAUCUGAGCUCCAGUGUUACCUCCUGUGGAGAGUUAUCAUUUAAAAACAGCUCCAGGGUCAUUCAUGACUAACGCAUUACAUAUAAAGCUUUUUUUUUUUUAUUCAAUAAAAGCUUUUGUGGUGAACCAAAAAAAGAAAGAGAGGAAAAGUUGGUGACAUGUAGGGUGUUUUUGACCCAAACGAGUGUUGAGCAAAGAAAUGCUGUUUAAUGUGCUGAUUGGUGGUCAGAGCUGCAGCAGGAUUUAACAAAAUCCAUUUUGAUUUAACUUUUUUAAAUCUUUUGUAAAUAACAUUGUACAAUGUAGCCUAUUUUUUAAGUUGGGGGAAUACAGGAUGAUUACAUUAAGACAUGUAGAAUUUUUCACUGCAGGCAUCGGUUGUUUUGUUGUAUGCCCCCUCCCUCCACCCACCCACCCCCUCCCUCAAAAAACAAACAGAUGGUUAACUUUCUUUGUGAUAAUAUUGGGGGUCAGGGCCUAUUGAAAAUCAGUUUCUUCUGUUUUUGUAUGGAGGGAGAGCUGAAAUGUGAAUAAUUUCAAAUAAAGGCUGUUUAAACUGCCA
Pseudoliparis swirei is the source of this 1203-nucleotide messenger RNA. It is a transcript of the gene eif4ebp3l, whose product is annotated as eukaryotic translation initiation factor 4E binding protein 3, like. The record is from RefSeq and is a predicted model, not a curated record. Gene Ontology annotation, molecular function: eukaryotic initiation factor 4E binding. The transcript has 3 exons. NCBI's taxonomy places the organism in Eukaryota, Metazoa, Chordata, Actinopteri, Perciformes, Liparidae. Gene Ontology annotation, biological process: negative regulation of translational initiation. Gene Ontology annotation, cellular component: cytoplasm. Bases 310 to 648 code for a protein of 112 amino acids.